CGGACAAUGUGGGGAUACUUUCUCAUAUCAAGUAUGGCCGCUAUCGUGGCAUGAUGGCCAAAACAAUUACUGAGGGUAUUUGAAGGCCAUCAGGGCCUCGCGUGAGAAGCAGGUGCGAGGGCGGCGCAGCUACACGGGAAUGGCGUCGACGAUGGCUCGAGGCCCUAUACUUCCGGAAUCCGGUGACGCGGACAGCGAUGGAUCAAGCGGCGAAGACAGGGAUACGUUGAAGCGUCCUCACGGCGACGCCGACUCCGCUGGCGCGAAGAAGCGGCGCAAGCAGUCAACGCCGGUUCGAUUUCCAGCUACGUUGAUCAGCGAUGAUCGGGAAGAGGAGUCGGAGGAAGAGGGUGCUGCGGAAGACAGCGAAGGUAAGCCAACGGUCGACCGGAUCCAUCAGACGUCAAAAGACGAAAACUUGAAUAACGAAUUCCGCUGCCAAUAUUGUAGUCAAUUGUUUGAUAGUAAACAAAUGCUUAAUCAUCACUUGAACAGUAAACAUAACCUCUCCACUUUUUCGUGGCAGAAUACGCAGCGUUCGCCGGUUCACUCGCAUAUUGAAAUAAAGCAGGAAUCUAAUACACAUCAGGAGCAGCCUGAAAGUCCUGUCAAUCUGUCAGGAAUCGGUAUCAAAAAUUUCGCGGCAACGUGGUUGUCGGGUCACGUUCAAUCGCAGCCACACCAGAUUCAGUUGCAAUCCCAAACCGACGAUUGGCCACCUCCGGGUUCGACUGGUUCCCUGUCCUCGAUAUCCAAUCACCUCCAAGCGUUACCUUUCCCCGGUGCAUUGGCUCAGUAUCUUCCAUUGCCAAACUUUUCCUUAACCGACGCGAGCCAGGUUCCUAACAGACCGCCAAUAGGACCUGCGCCCGUCAGGAUAUUCAAUCCGGACGCUUACUGCGACCUCUGCAACAAAGAAUUUUGUAACAAGUAUUUCUUGAAAACACACAAAGCCAACAAGCACGGGAUCUACGUAGACACUCCGGGGCAAACGCCACAGCUCAAACUGGAAUCACCAACCGUUUCGAUGCCUCCGGCGCAGGCUGUUCUGCAAGCACCACCGAGCUUAAACGCGGUUUGUGAAAUCUGUCAGAAGAAAUUCAAGAACGAGGAGUCUGUGAGGAAACACAAGCAGAAGGUGCAUAACAGCGACGGAACCGAAGGGAGUGACGUGCAAAUGCUUCCUCCGCAAACUGUCGAAGAUGAGAAGGACACUUCGCAUCACAGUUUGAGCCCAGGUGCAAUGGAAGGACUAUUCAAGCAGGAAUUUGGAGUUGAACAGGAGGACACGACCUUUAUGCCAGCGCCGAGGCAUCUCUCUCCGCAGUCGAUUCAGCAAGCCAAGGAUUCCGGUUUCAACGCCGAUCGCCUCAAGAGAUUGGGCGUUAUAAAUCCCGAGGCUUUUUGCGAGGUGUGCUGCAAGGAAUACUGCAACAAGUACUUUCUACGUACACACAAAAUGAAGAGACACGGCAUCGUCGUUCAAGACAAUGACAAAUCGCCGAGUAAUCCUGGAGCGGCUGCGACGUGGCAUCACGUGCAGACCAGCCCGUUGAAUCUGAUCGUAGGAGAAACCAGCGGCAAUAGUUCAGAAUCCGGCGAUCGUUCCGGCGAAGAUUACGAGUGCAAGCCUUGCGGCAUUCGUUUUCAGACAAUAGGAUUGCAUCAGGCGCAUCGUCAGAAGAUGCACGAUUCCGAGGAGCAGGGUUCGCCGAAGAACGAGAAUGACGCCGACACGACGGACCAAAAGGCCGAUUCCAUAAGCGAAGAUCUUCGAAAGCUUCAAACCAUGAUACUGCAAUUGAAUGGCUUGGAGUUUGGCCGAGGCGCACCGUGUCCGAUUUGUGGAAAGGAUUACGACAGCAGACAAGCUCUGAGGAACCAUAUGGCGAUGGAACAUGACGCUAUAGUCGACGAGACUGUUUCGUCGCCUUUGCAAGGCACCGAGAAGUCACCGACACCGAACAGCAGUACUGCCCUGAACAGUGCAUUGUGCGAUAAAGAAUUCCCUAGUCAAGAAGCGCUGCGAAAACACAUUUCCGAAGAUCACCAACCCUCGACGUCAGCCUCGGUGCCAUUGCCGAGCGCGUUGCCGACCACCUCGGCAACGAUGACGUCGACAACGCCAACAGCUCCAACUCCGGAACGCAGGGCUCCAGUUUUGAUAAUGCCCACGUCGAGCUACUGCGAGAUAUGCAACAAGGAACUAUGCAACAAAUACUUCAUGAAGACACACAUGCACCGGAUGCACGGUAUCGAGAUAGAAAACGGAGCCCAGAUCGGUGGCGUCAUUUGCAACAUAUGCAACAAGGAACUUUGCAGCAAGUAUUUCCUACGUGUUCACAAGCACAACACACACGGCAUCAUCGAGGAAGGCAUGCCGUCGACUAGCAACUCCGCUAAACAGGCAGACACCGACACGAACAACAGCGAAGACCCCGCCCUGAAGCCGGAACAAGUCGGCGACUUGAGCCAUCGUUACUUCACCCACUUCACGGAGGUCUGUCCAAUUUGCAGCAGGAGAUUCAGAAGCACCAAGUGGCUGAAGGCACAUCUGCUCAGCGAUCACGGGAAGGCGGGAAUCGAAAAGUGGCGAGAAUUGGAGCAACAGUAUCAGUCAGGACCUCGAGGCGGAAGGACACCUGGACCGUCGAGAGUCUCGCAUCCAAAUCCAAGCCUGAAAAUACCCAACGGUAUAGACUUGGCGCCGCACAUGAAGACGGGGGACUACAGCGGGUUGGGAAAUCAGGUUUUAUCGACUCUCUUCGGGUCGACCGAAGACCAGCCGCUGAAGAGUUAUCGUUGCUCGUACUGCACUUUCACGACGCCGGUCCUCGCCUUUCUCUUCGUCCACGAAAGAUCGCACACGAGUCCUCAGAGCGGGACCAGCAUAGAAGGCGAGCAAACGCUGCAGUGUCCCGUAUGUCUGCAAGGUUUCUCUCAGCCCGAAUUGCUGCAGCAUCACUUACUCACUCAGCACCAAUUUUCCGGGCUAAUUCCAUCCUUUCAACCGCAGUUAUUCAGCAAUUCAAGGCCCGAAUCGUCCUCUGAAAAAGACAGCGAGUCCAAAGACCGCACCGAUCUGGAUUCGAAGGACGACUUGAAGCAGGUGAGUCCUCACACCUCGGCCGGUCUUUCUUCGAACGGUCUUCCGAAGGGUCAAAGACCGGAGGACGCUACCGCGGUACAAGUUACGCCCCAGGGGGCUUACAAAUGUGCCCAGUGUGGCUACGCGACAGCGAAUUUGAACAGGAUCAAAAAACACAUAAGAAAAGACCACCGAACGGUAACCGCCGACCAAUCGGAAAGCGUGAUUGGUGAGUUGACGCGCACCUUGAGAGACGUCGCGAGCAAGCAAAAGAUCCCGGCCAGCUACGCCAUGCCCCAAGACAUGAAUUCCAGCCCCGAGAAGACCGUGAUGCAACCGUUUCUCAUAGAGGAGUCAGAGGCUGUCCAUGGUACCUCGGAUACCGCAAGCUCGGAGAAGAAAUUCGGUCCCGCACUUGUCUACCUGCCAGUUAGGACGCGCAUAAGCGCGCCCUUGACGCUGUCCUUUAACCUUAGCCCUGCCUGAAAUCAAACCACAGUUCCUAAUCAUGAUAUUUUCAUAACAAGUUUGCAACUCGAUCUGCGUCUGAUUGCGAGUAAAAAAAAAAGGAAUAAAAUACUAAAGGAAAAGAUGAGUCUGCUCGAGGUUUCUUUGAAUGCUGCAUAGGUACAUACAUGUGUAAUGUCAUUGUGUAUUGCGAGCGAACCGCAACCCACUGCGAAACGUAUACAUAUAUAUUAUUCGCGACAAACAUAUUUUUUUAAUGAAAGACAAAAAAAACAAAGACAAAGACUUUUAUAUGCACCUGUGAUUUUAAGUUCCUUUAUAAUUCGUAUAUACUUAUUAAUUCUUCGAAGCAAAAAAAACUUAUUGCGUGACAGAUAUGAUAUACUAUACUUAAUAUACCAUGCCUAGGGCAGUGUAGGAUGUA
Molecule: messenger RNA, 3980 nt
Organism: Neodiprion fabricii
Lineage: Eukaryota; Metazoa; Arthropoda; Insecta; Hymenoptera; Diprionidae
Exons: 3
Coding region: 140-3574 (1144 amino acids)
Source: RefSeq, a predicted model, not a curated record